Gloeophyllum trabeum ATCC 11539 is the source of this 2693-nucleotide messenger RNA. RefSeq lists its product as uncharacterized. The transcript is spliced from 22 exons. Gene Ontology annotation, molecular function: DNA binding; ATP-dependent chromatin remodeler activity; ATP binding. Gene Ontology annotation, cellular component: nucleus. The annotation marks the transcript as partial. Gene Ontology annotation, biological process: positive regulation of transcription by RNA polymerase II. The record is from RefSeq and is a predicted model, not a curated record. Lineage: Eukaryota; Fungi; Basidiomycota; Agaricomycetes; Gloeophyllales; Gloeophyllaceae.
AUGCCUUUGAAGCGUCGGACGCUCAAGCCGCGUCAGUCCGCGAACACCGCAAUUGCUGCCAGGCCAAAGCCGGGUCUGAAACGCACUGGUUCGGACUCUACAAUCGAAAACCAUGAUAUCGGUGCCAGUACAAAGAGAUGGAAAGGAGAGGAGAAGAAAGCUGUUACCAUUAUUGUCAAUGCGAAGAAAGCUGCCGUGGAGGCUGCUCGGAGGCGCUGGACAGCUCGUCACCGACGCCUAUUCGAGACCCUCCUUCCACAAUCCAGCAACCUUUUGGACCAUAUAGAACAGGAGAUGAAAGAGUCCAGUGACAAGGGCGCCUAUGUCCCGCUGCAUCAGCUGGACGAGCAGCCGAAACUGGUAACCGGAGGGAAUCUAAAGGAUUAUCAGCUGCAAGGCUUGUCAUUCCUAGUCUGGAUGUAUCGUAACGGUAUGAACUGCAUACUUGGUGAUGAGAUGGGUUUGGGAAAGACGCUACAGACACUGUCUCUUCUCGCCUACGUCAAAGAAAAUUCAGUUGGCACAAUUGACCCUCACGUCAUCGUCUGUCCACUAUCAGUCCUUUCGUCUUGGGAAUCGUAUCAGGCGCAAUCCCUGAUAUACCAUAAGGAAUGCGCCCGUUGGGUGCCGUCCUUCAAGGUACUCCGGUUCCAUGGGCCUCAGUCUGAGAGAACACGCAUCAAGAAUGCAGUCCGAGCCGGUGACAUCACGUUCGAUAUCUGCGUCACGACGUAUGACUCGUAUGUGGCCGAAGAUGGCUGGUUCAAGAGCCGACGGUGGACAUAUUGCGUUCUCGACGAGGGCCACAAGAUCAAGAAUGCUGGAACUGACGUUGCUAGCAAGUUACAGGGUCUCGGCGCACUGUAUCGGCUAAUUCUGACGGGCACGCCCAUCCACAAUAAUCUCCUCGAGUUGUGGUCCCUGCUGCAUUGGCUAUACCCGAAUCUUUUUACAGCGGCAUCGGAGCGUCUCUUCAAAGAUUCCUUUGAUCUAACCAGGGGCCUUUACAACCUCCCUUUCCUCACUGCUGCGCAGAAUCUACUAUCGACCAUAAUGAUCCGUAGGACCAAAGCGAGCGUAGAGAUAAGCGUCCCUCCGAGAGAAGAGCUCACCGUGUUCCUCCCGUUGACGGAGGCGCAGAGGUUCUGGACGUAUAGACUGCUGACACGGAUGGACGCCGUUGACCUCCAGCAGAUUUUUGAGAGUGACAUUGCCGGGAACGUCGCAGGUCAUGCAGAGGGGCCUCUUGAUCAGGGACGUCAGGAGGUGCUAGCGCAUCUGCAAGAACAAGUCCGGAGCAGCUCUACGGGCAACCAAAAUCAAUGGAAGAGGCUUAUGAACCUCCUCAUGCAACUGCGGCAAGUUUGCGACCACCCUUACCUCUUGCCCGACGCCGAACCGGACCCCUUCGUUAUCGGGGAGCACCUUGUCGCCGCUUCUUCAAAGAUGAUUGUCAUAGACAAAUUACUAGCCGAUAUCCUCCCGAAGGGUGAAAGGGUCUUAAUAUUCUCGCAAUGGACAGGGAUGCUAGAUCUUCUCGAAGACUUCAUGGAAUUGCGAUCCAUCCCGUACGCUCGAUUAGAUGGCAGCACAUCGAGGCCGAGGCGAGCGCUCGACAUUAAACUGUUCCAACAGGAAAAAUCACCUUAUCAAGUCUUCCUAAUAUCCACGAAGGCUGGCGGCCUAGGCAUCAAUUUAACGAAGGCGUCCACUGUCAUCAUGUGUGACUCGGACUGGAAUCCCCAGGCAAGUCGAAGCGAUUGCCAGAGCCCAUCGCAUUGGGCAGACAAAGACAGUAAAAGAAGCGUCGAGGACCAGAUGCUGGAUCGCAUCAGACGGAAGCUAUUCUUAUCUGUCAAAGUCAUGGGCUCGGACAACCCGUCGGCGGAUGAGAGCUCUGCUCUGAAGUCGAAAGAGCUGAUGGAUAUUCUCCGGAAAGGAAGCAGCGCGCUUACCCAAAACUCAAAUGACAUGGAUCUGCAAACUUUCCUGGACGCCCCAGUUUCCAAGAUACUUGAUGCCUCUCGCUCCUGUGAGGAUCGCAAGGAGGCGAAAGUGAAACACGAACUAGCACCAGAGGCCACGGAGGCCAAGGACGACAAGCUCCUUGCCGCAGCCGAGGAAGAAGAGAAGGCUCUGCUGGGCGGCGUGGCACAAGUACAAAGUAGACUGUUCGAAGGCCAGUAUGUCCCACGCACGAAGCCUGCUAACAACAAAGAGAUCGCGCAGGAGUGGAACAACUUACAGAAGCGCGCUCGCGUGGACAACAUUGUGACGAUAGACAGUAUGCAAUUCAUUGCGCCGCAAGUCUCUUCCGAAGCGUCGCCUACAUCAAGUACCAGCGAGACGGCUGCCAAGAAGACCCGAAAACACGAAUGGGAAGAUUGUCAUGUCCUCGAGUGUUUCAUCCUGAAUGUCACGGACUCUCGCCAGCACAGUUACGCCGGACUAACUUCAUACGCUGUCCCCAGCACUCGUGUGCAUCGUGCCGGCGAGGUACCGCAGAGGCUGGCGGUAUGCUCUUCCGGUGCCAGACGUGUCCGCAGGCUUUUUGUGAAGAUUGUUUACCGAGUGGCGAGAUGGAUGCUGUUGGUCCCACCCUGCCUGAAUUCACUCUGCUUGGAUACGGAGAGAAAUCGACCGCGUAUUACAUUCGAUGCGACGACUGCCAACGGCGAUUCAAAGAAGAUGCA